Messenger RNA from Kalmanozyma brasiliensis GHG001, 1695 nucleotides. Its product is annotated as Calreticulin/calnexin. The record is from RefSeq and is a predicted model, not a curated record. Bases 1 to 1695 code for a protein of 564 amino acids. Gene Ontology annotation, molecular function: calcium ion binding. The transcript has a single exon. Lineage: Eukaryota; Fungi; Basidiomycota; Ustilaginomycetes; Ustilaginales. Gene Ontology annotation, biological process: protein folding. Gene Ontology annotation, cellular component: endoplasmic reticulum membrane; endoplasmic reticulum.
AUGAAGCCCGCUGUCGCCGCUGCGUUGGCCGCCUUCGCGCUCGCAGAGGUCGUCUCUGCUGACGUUGCCCGUCCCCAAUUCACACCCACCUCGAUCCAGGCUCCCUUCAUCGAGCAGUUCACUUCCGACUGGUCCGAACGAUGGGCAACAUCCCAGGCCUCCAAGUUCCAGAAGGAGGACGACACCGAGGCGUUCAAGUACGAUGGCGUCUGGUCCGUAGAGGAGCCAGAAGUGCUCCCCGGUCUGGUCGGUGACACUGGUCUCGUUCUCAAGUCCAAGGCCAAGCAGCACGCCAUCUCGCACCUCUUCGACCGGCCCAUCGACCCCAAGGGCAAGCCCCUCGUCGUUCAGUACGAGGUCAAGCUCCAGAAGGGUCUCGGCUGCGGUGGUGCCUACAUCAAGCUCCUCUCCGCCACCGAGGCCGGUGUCACCCCCGAGGAGUUUUCCGACAAGACUCCCUACACCAUCAUGUUCGGUCCCGACAAGUGUGGUCAGACCAACAAGGUGCACUUCAUCUUCCGCCACAAGAACCCCACCUCGGGCGAGUUCGAGGAGAAGCACGUCAAGUACCCCGCCUACCCCAAGCUCGCCAAGACCUCGACGCUCUACACGCUCGUCGUCAACCCGGACCAGACUUUCGAGAUCUUUAUCAACAACGAGUCCAAGAAGAAGGGUUCGCUGCUCGAGGACUUUGAACCUCCCGUCAAUCCGGCGGCUGAGAUCGACGAUCCGGAGGACAAGAAGCCCGCCGACUGGGUCGAGCUUGCCAAGAUCCCUGAUCCCAAAGCUACCAAGCCCGCCGACUGGGACGAGGAUGCACUGCCGGAGAUCCCCGACGAGGACGCUGUCAAGCCCGAGGGUUGGCUCGAGGACGAGCCGCUGACCAUCCCCGACCCGGACGCGCAGAAGCCCGAGGAGUGGGACGACGAAGAAGACGGAGAGUGGUUCGCACCCAGCAUCCCCAACCCCAAAUGCGAGGCUGCCGCCGGUUGUGGCGAGUGGGUCCGUCCCGUGAUCCGCAACCCCGCCUACAAAGGCAAGUGGUCCGCACCGCUCAUCGACAACCCGGACUACAAGGGGGUCUGGGAACCGCGCAAGAUCGCCAACCCCAACUACUACGAGGACAAGUCGCCUGCCGACUUCACCCCCAUCGGCGGUGUCGGCUUCGAGCUGUGGACCAUGGACGAGGAUAUCCUGUUCGACAACAUCUACAUCGGUCACGACCCGGCGCAGGCCAAGGCGUUUUCGGCCGAGACGUUUGAGCAGAAGAUCAAGAUCGAGCAGGGUCAGGAGGAUGCCGAGAAGGAGACGGCGGCCAAGGCUGCUGAAGAGGCUGCGAGCGCCGUUGCGGGCUUUGUCGGUCAGGUUCGGGGUCAUGUCAACACGUUCAUCGCCCGCGCGCGCCAGGAUCCUGUGGAGGCGAUCAAGGAGAUGCCCCAGGUGGCAGGUGGUCUCGGCGCCGCUUUCGCCGGUCUCUUGGGUCUUGUCGGAUUGGUCGGCGGUGUUCUCGGCGGCAGCAAGGUCAAGGUCACCACCAAGGAUGGGAAGAAGGUCGACGCUCCCACCGCUGCCAAGGGCAAGGCGAAGGAGGUGACCGAGAAGGCCAAGGCGACCGGUGUCCAGGCCAAGGACGCGGUCAAGAAGCGUGCCAACGCUGUCGCUGCCAAGGUCGACGACGCUGCUGAUGACGAGUAG